Molecule: messenger RNA, 630 nt
Organism: Phalaenopsis equestris
Lineage: Eukaryota; Viridiplantae; Streptophyta; Magnoliopsida; Asparagales; Orchidaceae
Exons: 4
Coding region: 48-431 (127 amino acids)
Source: RefSeq, a predicted model, not a curated record
AAUUUCGAAAAUUAGGGUUUACGGUUUGUGUGUUGCGGGGCUGCGCCAUGGCCAAGUUCAACCAAAUCCAGAAGGCAAGGCGGGGGAGGAUCCAGGAUCGGAAGCGUGCCGUUCAUGGCGAUCCUAACACUCGGAAGCUAAAGCAGAAAGUUGAAACCAUACCUAUCUCCGGUAAACGUAAGCGAAAACUCUUCAAGAAAUGGCGAAGGGAUAAGAAAGCGGCGAUAGAGAAGGGUUUGGUGACUAUGGAAGACAUUGAGAUGGAAGCUGCAGAUGGAACUUCUCAAGCUGCAAAGGAGAAGUCUCCGACGAAGUUUCACUUGAAGAAGGCUUCGAGGCUUAGAAUCAAGAAAUUAAAAUCUAAGGGAAAGGGCAAGAAAAAAUCAUCCGGUCAGUCAGACGUUGCACCAAAUGAUGCCAUGGUAGAGUGAUCAUCUGGAAGCGUUUUAUCACUACUUGUCUGUAAGGCCUUCUCACUGAAGUAAGGCCAUUCAGUCAAUGGUCUCCUUUGAAGAUUUAGGCGAGCUCUCAACCGUCUGAUUGUUAUGCAAUUGUUAUUUUUGUGAAAUAUUUUCAGCUUGAAAGUGUCGGUUUUUAAUUACGUUUUAAGUCAAUUCUACCUUUUUGUUU